Acipenser ruthenus (sterlet) is the source of this 1130-nucleotide messenger RNA. RefSeq names its product osteoclast-stimulating factor 1-like. The transcript is spliced from 10 exons. The coding region runs from base 163 to 807 and encodes 214 amino acids. Gene Ontology annotation, biological process: signal transduction. The record is from RefSeq and is a predicted model, not a curated record. NCBI's taxonomy places the organism in Eukaryota, Metazoa, Chordata, Actinopteri, Acipenseriformes, Acipenseridae. Gene Ontology annotation, molecular function: protein binding.
CACCACAACUCUUCCUUAUUACGAACUGCUGAACCAGCUGCUCGGAUUCAACUUCCUCAUUUAUUUAUCUAUCUUACACAGUGGGGAAACAAAUCUUUUAACUGUAGAAAAUCUGCCUUCGUAAUUUUGUUUUCGGUUGUUUGAGGCAUUUAUUUCGACAAGAUGUCCAAGCCGCCACCCAAGCCAGCGAAGCCAGGACAGGUCAAAGUAUUCAGAGCCCUGUAUACAUUUGAACCAAGAACUCCUGAUGAAUUGUAUUUUGAUGAAGGAGACAUCUUGUACAUUUCAGAUACGAGUGAUAGCAACUGGUGGAAAGGGACCUGUAAAGGCAGGACAGGCCUAAUUCCAAGCAAUUACGUUGCAGAGCAGGCAGAAUCAAUAGACAAUCCAAUGCACGAAGCUGCCAAAAGAGGUAACCUGAGCUGGUUAAGAGAGUGUUUGGAUAACGGAGUUGGCAUAAAUGGUCUUGACAAAGCUGGAAAUACUGCUCUUUAUUGGGGGUGUCAUGGUGGGCACAAAGAUGUAGUGGAGGUGUUACUUGGACAAGCUAACAUUGAACUUAAUCAACAGAAUAAGCUUGGAGACACACCUUUGCAUGCUGCUGCAUGGAAGGGCUACUCGGAUAUUGUAGAGAUGUUGCUCAACAAAGGUCCGAGAACAGAUAUAUUAAACAAUGAGAAGAAACUGGCCCUAGAUAUGGCUACAAAUGCACAGUGUGCAUCCCUGCUUAAAAGGAAACAAGGAUCAAAUAUCAUACGGACUGCAAGCAAUGCAGAAGAAUACUUGGAUGAUGAAGACUCAGAUUAAAUGGCACCUUUCAUGACAUUGCUGUGUUUUAUAAACAAAUAAUGCAUUCUAAAGUUUAAAACUUUAUUUUUAAUUUUUUUGCUUUGAGCAACAUGGUAAUUACAUGUUAAAAUGCUUUUCCAAUAUGUAUGUAAAAAGAUAAUGUAGGGUCCAGAUUUGUCAUUUCCAAAUUACAAUGACUGUUAACAAGAGAAAAAGAAAAAAAAAAACUUUGCUACAGCCUGUACUGCCUUAAUUAAAACUGUUUGUAUAUAUUCUUACAAAAUAAAUUAAAUUGUUCCAUUAAUAAUCAGGCAUUUAAAAAAAUAAACAUUUCAAGCCUU